Molecule: messenger RNA, 2079 nt
Organism: Trachymyrmex cornetzi
Lineage: Eukaryota; Metazoa; Arthropoda; Insecta; Hymenoptera; Formicidae
Exons: 2
Coding region: 1-2079 (692 amino acids)
Molecular function (GO): RNA-DNA hybrid ribonuclease activity; nucleic acid binding
Source: RefSeq, a predicted model, not a curated record
AUGAUAUACUUUAGACUUAGAUGGUUUAUUGAAUCACGUCCUCUUCUUCCACAAACGCAGUCAGGCUUCCGACCAACCAGGUCUUGCAUAGAUAACCUCGUGACUCUCACCUCUAAUAUCAGAACAGGCUUUAUUAGGAGAUCUCCUACCGUAGCAGUAUUUCUCGAUAUUGCGGGAGCUUUCGACAAUGUUAUACCUCACAUUCUAAUUAGGGACUUGUAUGAAAUUGGCAUUCCCGCCUCUAUUAGAAAAUUCAUUGAAAAUUUCAUCUCUAUGAGACGUCUGCAUUUCGUGGUAGACGGUUCUCUCUUAGGACCGUUUAAUUCUUAUAAGGGCACACCUCAGGGCUCCACACUCAGUCCUGCGCUUUUUAAUAUCUACCUUAAAGAUAUCAACGAUCACAUUCAUUCAGAUUCUCGUAUUUUACAAUACGCUGACGAUGUUGUCAUAUAUUCCACCUUAAGAAACAUUGACUCAGCUAUCUCAUCCGUGCAAAAAUCGAUUGAUAACAUUUAUACAUAUUUAAGAUACAGAGGUCUCGAACUGUCACCGUCUAAAUCGAGAUAUAUGAUAUUUUCUCGCAUCAAAAGUUGCUCAGAGGAUCCUAAUAUUCAAAUCUCUAACACACAUAUCCCCAGAGCUUACACACAUAAAUUCCUGGGGGUUGUCUUAGAUGACAAGCUGUCGGGUAUUCCACAGCUAAAGGCCCUCAUAGAGAGAGGUAAGAAUAUUGCUAAUAUAAUUUCUUCUUUGGCCGGAGUCAAAUGGGGUUCACAUCCCGACGUGCUGCUUACGGUAUACAGGGCAACUCUUAAAAGUGCUAUCGAAUAUGGAGCUCAGAUCUUUACAUGGAACCCGGAGUCUGAAAACUUUGUUAAACUUCUCAGAAUUCAGUAUAAGGCUAUUAGAAAGGCUAUGGGAUAUCGGAUUUCCACCCCCAUUAAUGCCAUGCUGAGCGAGGCAAGGGAACCUCCUCUACACUUAAGAUUUUCCUAUAUCACAUCCAAAUAUAUAUACAAAGCUAUGGCUAACAAAUUUAGUACAUCAUAUGAAGCCCUUAAAGAACUGGAACUUACAGCCAUCCAAAAAAACCAGAAAUUGAAGACCAUCAAAAGUUCUAAUCUAUUCAAGUCUUAUAUUACACAUCUUCCAGACAAGAAAAUUACACAUCGCACCACAUACCCUCCAGCCUUCUGGCACGAAUUUGAAGUCAUGGCCAAACCUAUCACUUAUAUCGGCAACAUGCUUCUCUUUCAUUCAAAGGACGAUCCCCACGCUACGGCUGCCAUUUUUUACGAGAUUUCACUAGAAUACAGAAUAGAUGCCAUUUCUAUUUACACAGACGGUUCCAAGGAACCUGACAGUGCUGUCGGAGCUGGAGUAUACUCUCCCGAUCUGAAUAUCAGCAUUAAACACAAGCUACCAAGCGAAACCUCUAUUUUCUCAGCGGAGCUUUGGGCUCUUUACCAAGCCGUCCUCCUCGCCAGAGAUUGUGGAAGCAACAAAGUUGUCAUUUUUUCAGACUCCAAGAGUGCGCUGGAUGCAGUCAGCAAUCAUCACUACAUACAGAACAACUACAUUGUCUACUACAUCAAGCAAAACAUUCUUCUGGCCAUGCAGCAGGGAAUCACAAUCACCCUUUUCUGGAUCCCAUCUCACGUGGGUAUUCCGGGAAAUGAAAAAGCGGACGAAACAGCCAAAUCUGCCUCUCUAACGGGACUCUCCACAGCCUUCAGGAUUCCAUAUGAAGACCUAUACACUGUAUCUAAGGAACGAUUGCAUUGUAGAUUUACUGAAUAUCUUAAUUCAUCUGCUAGAUAUAAAGGCGCUCUCAAUCAUGAAUACUUCCCUAGAACUUCCUCCAAACCUUGGUUCAAUGAUCUAUCUUGGAGUAGAAAUGAGAUUGUUAUGAUCAACCGACUCAGAUCUAACCACUAUAAUCUCAAUAGCAGCCUACACAGAGUGAAUAUAGUGGAAUCUCCUGCUUGCCCCUGUGGGAAUAAUAAUCAAGAUAUCAAUCACGGGCAAGCAGGAGAUUCUACUAUGUUCACUCUGUGUAAGCUGCUAUUGAGAUUAUAG